This is a messenger RNA of Bombus impatiens (common eastern bumble bee), 743 nucleotides long. RefSeq lists its product as uncharacterized. The coding region runs from base 64 to 696 and encodes 210 amino acids. Lineage: Eukaryota; Metazoa; Arthropoda; Insecta; Hymenoptera; Apidae. The record is from RefSeq and is a predicted model, not a curated record. The transcript is spliced from 5 exons.
CGAUGACGGAAAAAGACGAGAUUUAUAAAAUAAUUCCAUUGCAGGGAUUGACUAACUUGCGUAAUGCAACUAAUGAUUCACGGACGUUCAUCUGGCAACGUCAUGCAGGUACCGCUACAUGUCGUGCUGCUUCUUAUAUUCACUUUAAGAGGACAAUUCGCGGAGGAAAUUUGGGAGCAAGAUUUGUCCAUGGACAUGCAAAUUGGGGCUUCCACAAAAGGAUAUGAUCUGGUCGCCUUACGCUGUGGGGCAGAAAGAAUGGUAGUGGGUCUGCAAACAUCGGAAAAUUUUUCAGGUGUGAUAUACACACGAGGUAGUUUCUAUUCCAGACAACCAUCGUGUUUCUUGAAUCCUGAUCAUGGUGGAAACUUCACUAUGACUAUUCCCUUCGACCAGUGUGACACAGAAAAUGUUGAUAACAAAUAUCGGAACACCUUGGUUCUUCAGCAUGACGAUGAGCUAAUUACUCCUGGUGACGCUGCUUUUAUCUUGGAGUGUGACUUUUCCAAGCCCAGAGAUCUCAUAGUGUCAGCAGAAUUGCCUGGAACUGAUAAAAAAGAGGUAAGAUCGAGUAUAUCUCUAGUGGACGCCGAUCCAGGAAGAGAUAAAACGAAGAGGUCUGGGUACGUGGAGAGCGAUACCAACGAAGUUGUCUUUGUGCCUAACUCGGUCAUCAAGAUUAACGACGAGUUAUAGAUCAUUGUCUAAUACAUUUUGUAAUAAAGCUUACUUCUAUUUUUAAA